ACGCUAAUGGGAUGACAAAGUUAAGUCAAGAAAUAAUCUUUCAGUUAAUAUUACUAUAGUAAUUUAAGCUACUUAGUGAAAAAAACAUUAUUAGAAAGCUGGAUCCUACAACUGUAUAGUAAGUGUUGGAAUUUCUACAUCCUGGCUGGAGGGAAGUCUAUUCCAAUGCUUACAAAGAACUGCUUAUCGCUGCUUCUUUGGAUCCUUUUCGAUGGAGGUCUCAUAACACCAUUGCAAUCGCUAUAUCCACCACAGACUGCUGCAUUUAAGCAAAGAGAAAAUGUUAUCAUCUCAAUGCCUGGAAGGAGGUCUGCUGCUCAACGGGUUAAACGGGGCUGGGUAUGGAAUCAGUUUUUUGUGCUUGAAGAAUAUAUGGGUUCUGAGCCACAAUAUAUAGGAAAGCUACAUUCCGACUUGGACAAAGGAGUUGGCUCUGUGAAGUAUACCCUUCUAGGUGAUGGUGCUGGAACUAUUUUUACCAUUGAUGACACUACAGGUGACAUUCAUGCUAUCAGAAGCUUGGACAGAGAAGAAAAAGCUUUCUACACAUUACGUGCCCAAGCUGUGGAUAUUGUUACCGGAAAACCAGUGGAACCAGAAUCUGAAUUCAUUAUCAAAGUACAGGACAUUAAUGAUAAUGAGCCAAAGUUUUUGGAUGGUCCUUAUACCGCUAGUGUACCUGAAAUGUCUCCAGUGGGUGCAUAUGUGCUUCAAGUCAAAGCAACGGAUGCAGAUGAUCCAACUUAUGGAAACAGUGCAAGAGUGGUCUACAGUAUCCUUCAGGGACAACCUUAUUUUUCUAUUGAUCCUAAGACAGGUAUAAUCAGGACAGCUUUACCAAACAUGGACAGAGAAGUCAAGGAACAAUAUCAAGUACUUAUCCAGGCAAAAGAUAUGGGAGGACAGCUUGGGGGUUUAGCAGGAACUACCACUGUCAACAUUACACUUACUGAUGUCAAUGAUAAUCCACCUCGAUUUCCCAAAAGUUUAUUUCAUUUAAAAGUACCAGAGUCUUCUCCUGUCGGCUCUCCAAUUGGAAGAAUACGUGCAGUUGACCCUGACUUUGGGCGAAAUGCUGCUAUUGAAUACAAUAUUGUUCCUGGAGAUGGUGGUAAUCUAUUUGAUAUCAGAACUGAUGAAGAUACACAAGAAGGGAUUAUAAUCCUUAAAAAGCAACUAGACUUUGAGACAAAAAAAGCAUACAUAUUCAAAGUAGAAGCCUCGAACAUACAUCUGGACCAACGUUUCAACUCAGUGGGACCAUUUAAAGACACAGCUACUGUAAAAAUAAAUGUACUAGAUGUUGAUGAACCUCCAGUAUUUAGUAAACCCUUCUAUACAAUGGAAGUUUAUGAAGACACACCUAUUGGCACCAUUAUAGGAGCAGUAACAGCACAAGAUCUUGAUGUUGGAACCAGUCCCAUCCGAUAUGCAAUACAUGUCAGGAGUGAAACUGACAACUACUUUACUGUAAAUCCGAUUGAAGGAACUGUUGCAACAAAUGAGUUAUUGGACAGAGAAAGCACACCACAAUUCAAUAUAUCUAUAACUGCAAGCAAAUUUAACAGUCCACAUUUGACAAGUUUGGUCAGUAUCAUCAUAAACAUAUUGGAUGUCAAUGAAUUUCCACCUGAAGUCUUUGUUCCAUAUGACAUAUCAGUAUGUGAAAAUGCCAAAGCCGGACAGGUCAUUCAGAUUAUUGGCGCUGCUGACAAAGAUUUGUCACCCGCAGGGCAGGCAUUUUCCUUCAGACUACCACCUGAUGCUUUUACAAACCCUAAUUUUACCAUCCAUGACUUCAAAAAUAAUACAGCUGUGAUAGUGGCACAAAGACAUGGUUACAGCCGCAGACAGAAAGAGUUUUAUCUUCUACCAGUUGUCGUAGAAGACAGCAGUUAUCCUAUCCAAAGCAGCACAAGCACAUUAACUAUACAAGUUUGCAGAUGUGAUUCUAAAGGAGUCAUCUUAUCCUGCAAUGCUGAAGCAAUUUUCCUACCAGUAGGAUUAAGCACCGGUGCUUUGAUAGCAAUCUUCUUGUGCAUCGUUAUACUUUUAGUUAUUGUCAUACUUUAUGUAGCAUUAAGGAGACAAAAAAAGAAAGACUUUCUGAUGACCUCAAAGGAAGACAUAAGAGAUAACGUGAUCCAUUAUGACGAUGAAGGAGGCGGUGAAGAAGAUACUCAUGCAUUUGACAUUGGAGCCCUAAGAAAUCCAAAGGUAAUUGAAGAUAAUAAUAUUAGAAGAGACAUAAAGCCAGAACCUCUUAGUUUACCUCGGCAAAAACCACCAGCAGAAUAUAACACGGACAUUAGAGAUUUUAUUGAUGAAAAACUUCAAGAACAUGAUGUGGAUCCAAGUGCACCACCUUAUGACUCUUUAGCAACAUAUGCCUAUGAAGGCACUGGAUCUGUAGCCGAAUCUCUCAGUUCUAUUGAAUCACAAAGUAUGGAAACAGAUCAAGAUUAUGAUUUUUUAAGUGACUGGGGACCACCUUUUAAAAGCUUGGCAGAAAUAUUUGGAGAAGAAGAAAAAUAAACCCCAGAUACACAAAUAAAAAAAAAGCAAACAAUAAAAAGCUUUAUCCGGACUGUGUAAAUUACUGUUUUAUAUUAAAAUACUACACAAUA
This is a messenger RNA of Bombina bombina (fire-bellied toad), 2627 nucleotides long. RefSeq names its product cadherin 12 (gene CDH12). Gene Ontology annotation, cellular component: catenin complex; plasma membrane; adherens junction. The coding region runs from base 166 to 2535 and encodes 789 amino acids. The record is from RefSeq and is a predicted model, not a curated record. Gene Ontology annotation, molecular function: calcium ion binding; cadherin binding. Gene Ontology annotation, biological process: multicellular organism development; cell-cell junction assembly; adherens junction organization. NCBI's taxonomy places the organism in Eukaryota, Metazoa, Chordata, Amphibia, Anura, Bombinatoridae. The transcript is spliced from 11 exons.